AUGCCUGGCCACCUCCUCAGUGACACUGAGGAUGAUGAUCAUGAAGAAGCCAUCCGAAGAGCAACCCGCCGUCUCCAGAAGCGACAGCAACGCCAAAGAGAACAGGAGGAAGCAAGUGGUUUCAAAUCCAACCAUGACUCACAUCCCGACAACGAGAGGUCUCGGGCGUCUUCCUCUGGGCAGAAAGCACAUCGGGAACCUUCACAUACCCGCACUCAAUCCGAAAAGUCCCCCGCGCGAUCCGAAAAGUCCUCGGCACGGUCUGAUAGAAAGCCCUCCCCUCGACCGGCCGACCAGCCUUCCUCCCGGCCACCAAAUUAUUUGCCUCAACCUGAACCCUCUCAGGAUAGGGAGGACCCCCAAGACAGCUCUAGCGCGCAGGGCAAAGCUCAUCUCCCUUCCUCUGAUGCCCCAUUCGACGGUUAUUUCACAAAGAUGAAGUCCUGGCUCCAGAUGCUGCGAGUACAACUUGGACAAUUGCGCGGGCCGUUUGAGCAUGCGGUGCAGCCGUUCAAGAACAUUCUUCACUUGCUCAUCAUCGCUUUCUUCGACGCCUUGUCCCUCGUUAUCAAUACUUGCUCCAUGAUCCAUCGACUGCUCGACGCCCUGGUCCCUCGGAUAGUGGUGCACAUCAUCUUGGUCACAGUCUUUUCUCUCAUGAUUGUCCUGGGGUGUAUCUCCCUCCUCGCCGCUUAUGCAGUCGACAGAUAUUGUAGUGCCGUCUCCACGUUUACCUGGGUGCCUUUACAAUUUACCGAGAUUUGUGUGAUGACAACCCCGACUCAACACAAACUUCGUGGCGAGGUCUCGAAGGAAGACACGCUCGAAGGCUGGCACCCUCUUGUCCCAUCGCUCUAUGGGUUCCUCGGGGAGGCCCUUGACAGUGUCGAGGACGAUCUUCAUACCGCGCUGACCCGUUUCAAUGCGUACAAUCAGGACCUAUCCACUGGCUACUUCAAGGAUGGCUACAGGGAUGGGAUAUCCUUAUGCAGGCAGCUCGAGUUUGAAUUCAUGAAGCAGCAGCGAGCUCUUUGGACCAACAUCGAUCUCUAUAUGCGCGAAUUUCCUACUGACCGACCUCGCCAGCACUGGAUCUGGGAUCGCCUAGGUUUCGCCAACAAGCAGCUGAUCAAGGAGGCUCAAGAGCUCAAUAAACAAUUGACCGAUCUUCUCAAAAAUGGACGGGCUCAGACUCUUGCAUUUUCCAACAAAAUCCCUCGAGAAACGCUGAAUACGGCUUUUGGUAAGAUCUUCAACCAAGAUGUCGACAACUUUCGAGCCCAAGUCGAUAAUGCUCUUCAGGUCAUGCCGCCUGCCGCUCCCGAAACCGAUAACCUCUUUGCCAGCACAACCAUGUGGUCCAUCGGUAGUGACGCCAUGUUUGAUCUUUUGACUGGGCGGGGCGAGAUGCUGGAAUCUGACAUCCGGUGGCUGGUGGCUACAUUAGACGCGUUGAACGGGGAUCAGCUAUUCCUACGGUAUGGAAGGCUGAACAAGCAGUUAUUGGAAGCCAAGGCCAUCAAGUGUGUUGAAAGAGCGUGGGAGUUUGGUCACGAAUGGAGAGCGCGCCUGAAGGGAUAUUUCGCCGAGGGGAAUAUGUAG
This is a messenger RNA of Fusarium vanettenii 77-13-4, 1602 nucleotides long. RefSeq lists its product as uncharacterized. Bases 1 to 1602 code for a protein of 533 amino acids. The transcript has a single exon. The record is from RefSeq and is a predicted model, not a curated record. Lineage: Eukaryota; Fungi; Ascomycota; Sordariomycetes; Hypocreales; Nectriaceae.